UGGACAUGUCCAUUGAUGCUCUACUGCUCUCUCCAAAAUAUCGCCGAAGGUCUUUCCUCUGAUUGUGCCAGUGCAUAAUUAUCUGGUUGAGCGUUCAAAAAGCAAUUAAUUAGAGAAAUCAAGUCACAACUAGGCUAGGCCUAGGCCUUUAACUCUCUAAAAGACAUAGCCAAAGAUGCCAUUGCUAUGCACCCCCAUAAAAAGGAAGCGAAUUGAGAAUUACGUCAUUGGUUUUGUUGCUAUGGAUUUGUGCAGUCUUCAAGAGCGAUGUCGAAAGGCAAAGAUUGAUUUCCAAAGUGUGGUGAGGGCGAAUUAGAAUCUAGAUCUAGGUCGACGAACCCGAACCAGCUGCAGUCGCAUGAGCGACGGACAAUACAACCAGGGACAAGCACCCCUUGCCGAAAGCGUGGGGCAGGCAGCUGAUCCUUGCCUGGACGGCGAACACUGGGCGGCGUAUCCACAGACAGGAGAGCAGCACCCAGAGGGGGUCGAGAAGGCAGGGGUCCCCGAGCAGACGACGAACCGAGAGGGCUUCAACUUUGGUUGGUUUACACUGCCCAAGUCUGAGGGGGGGAGAGAUAGCAGGGGCGGGGCAGGCGAAGGGGUCCGUGCGGGAUCCAGGACUGCGUCAAGGAGUGGCUCUGGGACAAGACAUGAUGGUCGUGUACCUACCGAACCAGGGAUGCCGCCCAUGGACCAGAUGUAUCAGUAUCGCUGUCCGGCCUCCACGGUUGGUCAACAGCAGAUGAUUCCCGAAGGCCAAAACCCUGAAGGUCAAUACCCCGAAGGAUCCGAAACCUACCCUCACUCAGCCACAAUGGUACCUGCAGACUCAACCCACGGCCACCCUCAACAAAGACCUACGGGCUACGAGAAUGCCAUUAUAGACUGGCCAUUGUCUGCAACAGCACAGGAACAAAUCAGAGCAAAUCAAUUGCGUGCUUCCACUCUGGCCCCGGAGAGACCAGGUUCGACAAGACCACCCUCUAGGCGGAGCGCACCCCCAACACCUGUACCUCCGCUGAGUUGGGGCGGUUAUAAGGACUUCUCGGAACGACCGACUUACGCCGGCUGGAGGAACCAGUGGCACCGAACCCACGGACGCCAAGACAGCCAGCCGCCUUUCGGAACCCAGUGCCCUUACCAUGACAACCGGAGCAUGAACAACAACAACAACAACAACAACAACAACAACAACAACAACAACAAUAGCAAUAAAUACUCCGUGUCGCUCGACUGUGAACAAGAGGCGCACGCACAAACUGAUGAAACAAUCAGUUUGAGUUCGGCAGCGCAAUAUUUGAACUCCGGGUAUGCUGGGUGGGAUGACGUCAACAACAAUCGCGUGGGCGGUACGCCAGGAGCUCUUGAACUUGAAGGAAGUGUUCUGUUCCCAGACUGCAGGGGUUUGAGCACUUUUGACUGUCAACGUUAUGAUGUUCCAAGACAAUAUAAGCCGGCAAUUGUGAUGGACUGGGAUGAGUCGGCAGAUGACGGGAAUCCAGGUGUCAAGGACUCGCAUACAAAGAAGACAAAAGCCGCUACAUCAUAUACCAUAGCUAACUUCCGGUCAAGAGUCAGAACAGCCGUCUCUUCUUGGAGCUGUUGGCCUGUGUUGUUCCGGAACUUGAAGGAACACAGGUCGGACUUCCGGUUCCGGAGAUUUCACAAUGAAACAACAAGUUCAUACUACCAAGAUUAGUUGCCAUGUACUUGCAGUGCAAUACUCGUAGGUUACCUGUAUGAAACAGUUACUGACAUGACAGAUCAGGAUGGCGGGGGAGUGGCGGGGAGGUUUAGUUGUUGAUUAUCAUUGAAGCAGAUAAUUAUUAUUCAGGGUGGUUUUAAUUUUUAAAAAAAAAUGCAACUUCUUUCUGCUUGUGAU
Messenger RNA from Aplysia californica (California sea hare), 1885 nucleotides. RefSeq lists its product as uncharacterized. NCBI's taxonomy places the organism in Eukaryota, Metazoa, Mollusca, Gastropoda, Aplysiida, Aplysiidae. The record is from RefSeq and is a predicted model, not a curated record.